GGCGGCAGUAGGUCAGUCGUCGUAUUCGAGCUCCAGUGGUAGCAGCAGCAGAAGCAGAGCUUUGUGUUGGUGUUGUGUUUGUGUAGUGUGUGCAUUGCAACGGUGCAAGUGCGUGUCGAAGGCAUUAGUUCAGGCUUGCAUCAGUUUCUGAAACUGAUCACCUCCUGUCAUUAGUUUCUUGCUGCAUUGUUCGCAGCAACCUUGAAACGUUAACAUGAGCCAUGAAACAGAGAAGUAUUUAGUUUGCCCAUACAACACUGCCCACACGAUUUUAAAAUACCGUAUGAAUACGCAUCUUGUGAAGUGCAGGAAACAGCACGCAUCCCUCGAUUGGGGCCGUUGUGUUCACAACAGCAAUCAUCAUAUGCCCAAGGCAGAACUUCCGCACCAUGAAAAUCAUGAAUGCCCUAAUCGGCACAGCUUUCAAGCGUCUAUUGUUACUUUCAACAACGAGGAAUUUAAGAGCCUUGCUCCAAUAGAGCACAUUGAGCUGCCGGAUUCAGGAGAAAAUUGGGACGAUGGAGCUGUUAAUUGCUUUGACCCCAAGGAAAACGCUAGGCAAAAGUCAAUCAUCAGAGGCGUGCAUUGUGUACCUCCUGCUGAAAGAAAGGCUUUCAGGGCUGAGCAUCGGAGGCACAUCCAGCAGAGGGAUGAAGAUGAAAGUCUCAAGGGUGUUACCAAAGCCAAGGUGAAAGCGGAACCUAUGAAGCCCAAAGAAAAUGCGACUUUAGAACCCCUCAGAUAUCCAAAAGAACUACCUAAGGGAUUCCUUGGGCGAGGCCAACCAAGUGCUUCAACAUCAAGCAGUUCUUCAGCCGGCCCUGUAAAUCCAGGAGCGGCAGGGCCUGCUCUCCAGGGUGUGCAGUGGAGCGGCCUUGGCAGAGGCAGCAUUCAAGAAGGAGCAUCUUACCAACCGACUGGUGCUUGGGGAAGAGGAAGGCCAAGGAUCUGAUUCAAUCGUUUCACUUGUGAACUAAGAAACUAUGUUUAUCAUGUUGUUAAGUUACUUCAUUUCAUAUUAAUUUCAUUUCAGUCAAAAUGAAGAGCGAGAAGAAUUUGAUUAAUUUGUUAACUCGUUUACUAUGUAACACUCAUUGGUCAAAGUUAUUCCAUUUUCACUAUUUUUAAUUUUCAUUACAAUAUAUUUCUUGUAAGAUCAAAAUA
This is a messenger RNA of Thrips palmi, 1164 nucleotides long. RefSeq names its product gametocyte-specific factor 1 homolog. NCBI's taxonomy places the organism in Eukaryota, Metazoa, Arthropoda, Insecta, Thysanoptera, Thripidae. The transcript is spliced from 5 exons. The record is from RefSeq and is a predicted model, not a curated record. Bases 215 to 952 code for a protein of 245 amino acids.